Molecule: messenger RNA, 1512 nt
Organism: Chiroxiphia lanceolata (lance-tailed manakin)
Lineage: Eukaryota; Metazoa; Chordata; Aves; Passeriformes; Pipridae
Gene: MLST8
Product: MTOR associated protein, LST8 homolog
Exons: 8
Coding region: 148-1128 (326 amino acids)
Biological process (GO): TOR signaling; regulation of actin cytoskeleton organization
Cellular component (GO): TORC2 complex; TORC1 complex
Molecular function (GO): protein binding
Source: RefSeq, a predicted model, not a curated record
GAGCGGGGGGAGCCCCACCGCUGUGAGAGACACCCCGUCGGUGCCAGAGACACCCUGCCGGUGCCAGAGACACCCUGCCGGUGCCAGCGGCGCGGCGGCACCGGGAUCGCGAGUGCGGGGGGCCUGAGCGGGCCCCGCGGCGGCAGCAUGAACGCGGCCCAGGGCACGGUGGGCAGCGACCCCGUCAUCCUGGCCACGGCCGGCUACGACCACACCGUGCGGUUCUGGCAGGCGCACAGCGGCAUCUGCACCCGCACGGUGCAGCACCAGGACUCCCAGGUCAACGCCCUGGAGAUCACGCCGGACCGGAGCAUGAUCGCAGCCGCAGGGUACCAGCACAUCCGCAUGUACGACCUCAACUCCAACAACCCCAACCCCGUCAUCAACUACGACGGCGUGAGCAAGAACAUCACGUCGGUGGGGUUCCACGAGGACGGGCGCUGGAUGUACACGGGCGGCGAGGACUGCAUGGCCCGCAUCUGGGACCUCAGGUCCCGGAACCUCCAGUGCCAGCGCAUUUUCCAGGUGAACGCUCCCAUCAACUGUGUCUGCCUGCACCCCAACCAGGCAGAGCUGAUUGUGGGUGACCAGAGCGGUGCCAUCCACAUCUGGGACCUGAAGACCGACCACAACGAGCAGCUCAUCCCGGAGCCCGAGGUGUCGGUGAAUUCUGUGCACAUCGACCCCGACGCCAGCUACAUGGCGGCUGUGAACAGCUCGGGAAACUGCUACGUGUGGAACCUGACGGGCGGCAUCGGCGAGGAGGUGACGCAGCUGAUCCCCAAGACCAAGAUCCCGGCGCACAAUCGCUACGCCCUGCAGUGCAAGUUCAGCCCCGACUCCACGCUCUUGGCUACCUGUUCUGCAGAUCAGACUUGCAAGAUCUGGAGGACUUCAAACUUCUCUCUGAUGACAGAGCUGAGCAUUAAGAGCAACAACCCCGGGGAGACGUCUCGGGGCUGGAUGUGGGACUGUGCCUUCUCCGGGGACUCCCAGUACAUUGUCACAGCCUCCUCUGAUAACCUGGCCAGACUGUGGUGUGUGGAGACAGGAGAGAUCAAGAGGGAGUACAGUGGCCACCAGAAAGCCGUGGUCUGCCUUGCCUUCAACGACAGUGUGUUGGGAUAAUGGGCACGUGUGGGAAGGAGAGGAGCUCUGUGUUUCCCCUUGCCUUGCAGUGACAAGGACCCUCUGCAGAGCCAGGACACGCACUGUGCCCAUCCCCUCCCUGAUGGAGAGGGCUUGGGCUCUGGCAGAAGCAGCUGCAGCUGCCUGGGGUGAGACCAGGCUUCAGCUCUGAGCAGGACAUUGCUGAAAUGUCUGUGGCCUCUGAGGGAGGGAAUGGGACAGGGAGACACGAUCCCACUGCAGGGAGACAGGUACAGUUGAGCUGGAGGAGUCCCUGUGGCAUCAGCUGCUGACAGCUUGGUAUGUUCUUGUACCCCAAAGUGGGAGAAAAAUAAAAAUGAGACUUUCUAAGGAAUGGAAGAGGCUGAGCAAAGAGGAAAGGCA